UGCCGGCCACUACCUACGCCAGCUGUGCCCACUCAUCAUGGAGAAGGUCCUCGUCCUCCUACUCCUUGCCCUCGCGGUAGCCUAUGCGGUCCCCGACCCCCGGGGAAUCAUUAUCAACCUGGAAGAGGGCGAACUCUGCCUGAACAGUGCCCAGUGCCGGAGCAAGUGCUGCCACCGCGAUACCGGCCUGAGCCUGGCCCGCUGCGCACCCAAGGCCAGAGAGAGCAGCGAGUGCUCCGCCUUUACCCUCUAUGGGGUUUACUACAAGUGUCCCUGUGAGCGCGGUCUGACCUGUGAGGUGGACAAGACCAUCGUGGGCUCCAUCACCAACACCAACUUUGGCGUCUGCCUCGAUGCUAGCCGCUCCAGAAAGUGA
Messenger RNA from Lagenorhynchus albirostris (white-beaked dolphin), 376 nucleotides. RefSeq names its product colipase (gene CLPS). The record is from RefSeq and is a predicted model, not a curated record. Lineage: Eukaryota; Metazoa; Chordata; Mammalia; Artiodactyla; Delphinidae. Gene Ontology annotation, molecular function: enzyme activator activity; lipase binding. Gene Ontology annotation, biological process: positive regulation of catalytic activity; lipid catabolic process; response to food. The coding region runs from base 38 to 376 and encodes 112 amino acids. The transcript is spliced from 3 exons. Gene Ontology annotation, cellular component: extracellular region.